UCUUUCUUCAUAUAUUAUACUGAAAACCAUGCCUGAAGCUCCGAAGAACCGCGGCAAUGGUGCUGGGUUGGGUGUGGAGGGCGGCAUCCUUGAUGAUAAGAACAUCAGAGCUCUUGAAUUCAUCGAAGAUGUUACCAUGAAUGCCAAAGAAGUUCAAAUGCAGGUCCUCUCUGAAAUCAUUACCAGGAACUCUAAUGUUGAGUACUUGCAGCGCCAUGGCCUUAACGGGCGUGUAGACGCCGAUACAUUUAAGAAAAUCGUGCCUGUUGUCACAUAUGAGGAUAUGUUACCGGAUAUUGAACGUAUCGCCAACGGCGAUAUGUCGCCAAUUCUCUGCUCAAAGCCUAUUUCCGAGUUUCUGACCAGUUCUGGAACUUCUGGCGGAGAGAGAAAACUGAUGCCCACCAUUGAAGAGGAGCUCGGGAGGAGGUCUUUGCUGUAUAGCCUGCUGAUGCCUGUGAUGAACCAGUCUGUUCCCGGGUUGGACGAAGGGAAAGGGAUGUAUUUUUUGUUUGUAAAAUCGGAAGCUAAGACUCCUGGAGGACUAAUGGCUCGCCCAGUGCUCACAAGCUACUACAAGAGUUCAUAUUUCAGGGACAGGCCUUACGAUCCUUACACCAACUAUACGAGUCCCAACGAGACCAUUCUGUGUCCGGAUUCCUACCAGAGCAUGUACUCUCAAUUGCUUUGUGGGCUGUGUCAAAACAAGGAAGUUCUUCGGGUUGGUGCAGUGUUUGCCUCCGGCUUCAUCCGGGCCGUCCGCUUCCUGGAAAAGCACUGGGUUCUUCUUUGUAAGGAUAUUCGGGCUGGAACUCUAGACUCCCAAAUAAAUGACCCGUCUGUGAGAGAGGCUGUCAAGAGGAUUUUGAAACCGAAUCCUGAGCUCGCAGACUUUAUUGAGGCUGAGUGUAGAAGGGAGUCAUGGGAAGGGAUCAUAACUAGGUUAUGGCCUAAUACUAAGUACAUAGAUGUUAUAGUCACCGGAACAAUGUCUCAAUACAUCCCUACUCUCGAUUACUACAGCAACGGUCUCCCCCUUGUUUGUACAAUGUAUGCUUCUUCCGAAUGUUACUUCGGCCUGAACCUUAAUCCUCUUUGUAAGCCAAGUGAAGUUUCUUACACCCUCAUUCCCACCAUGGCCUAUUUUGAGUUCUUGCCGGUGAAUAGGAAAAAUGGAUUUACAAACGUUUCUGAAUCAGCUCCCCUCAAUGAGAAGGAACAUCAGGAAUUGGUUGAUCUUGUUGAUGUAAAACUAGGACAAGAAUAUGAGCUUGUCGUCACCACAUAUGCUGGUCUCUAUCGAUAUCGGGUUGGAGAUAUACUUUGUGUAGCUGGAUUCAAGAACAAGGCGCCCCAAUUCAAAUUUAUCUGCAGAAAAAAUGUGGCUCUUAGCAUUGAUUCUGAUAAAACCGAUGAAUUUGAGCUGCAAAAUGCUGUGAAGAAUGCUGCUGACCAUCUUCUUCAAUUUGAUGCAUCUGUCACAGAAUACACAAGCUAUGCAGACACGUCAACCAUCCCUGGCCACUACGUACUGUACUGGGAGAUUGGCCUCAGUGGUGCAACCCCUAUUCCACCUUCGGUUUUUGAGGACUGCUGUCUUAUCAUGGAAGAAUCACUCAACAGUGUGUACCGCCAAGGCCGAGCCUCGGAUAAAUCUAUUGGGCCUCUGGAAAUAAGGAUAGUUGAGGGUGGAACAUUUGACAAGCUCAUGGACUAUGCCCUCAGCCAGGGUGCAUCAAUAAACCAGUACAAGACCCCCCGUUGUGUGAAAUAUGCCCCUAUUAUCGAGCUUCUGAAUUCAAGGGUUGUCUCAAACUACUUCAGCCCCAAAUGCCCGAAAUGGGUUGCAGGGCAUAAGCAAUGGUGCACCUAAAGCUGAAUCAAGCUCAUCUUAGAGUGUGAGUUAAUCUCUCCCCCACUCCCCCUCCCUUCCUCUCUCUCUCUCUCUCUCUUUUGUUAUCCCAUCUUGUCAUUUGCUUCUUAAUUCGUUUAAUAUGUACAAAAACAGUCGUUUCCUUUUGUUGAAAUGCCUGCUUUUCUCUGUUCCAUCCA
Messenger RNA from Vitis riparia (riverbank grape), 2052 nucleotides. RefSeq names its product indole-3-acetic acid-amido synthetase GH3.6-like. Gene Ontology annotation, molecular function: indole-3-acetic acid amido synthetase activity. Bases 29 to 1873 code for a protein of 614 amino acids. Gene Ontology annotation, cellular component: cytoplasm. The record is from RefSeq and is a predicted model, not a curated record. The transcript has 3 exons. Lineage: Eukaryota; Viridiplantae; Streptophyta; Magnoliopsida; Vitales; Vitaceae.